AUGACGACCCCUUCCGAAUCGAUUGCGGUGCUCUUCGUCUGCUUGGGAAACAUAUGCCGCUCUACUAUGGCUGAAGGGAUUUUCCGUUCAAUGGCUUCAAAACCGCCGUACAAUGUUUUGAUAAGCUCAGUGGAUAGCUGUGGGACAGGGGCGUAUCAUACUGGCAGUAGCCCGGACUCAAGAACUAUGUCUACACUCGAGGAUAACGGCAUCACUGAUUAUAGCCAUGCGGCUCGAAAGGUCCACACCUCCGAUUUCCAAAAGUUUGACUACAUCUUUGCUAUGGAUCGAGAUAACCUUCGAGACCUCCAGAGACUUCAACAACGAGCUGAUGGAAAGGCAAAAGUCAUGCUAUUCGGAGAGUUUGGUGGGAAGAAGAGAGCAGAGGAAGUCGAAGAUCCUUAUUAUGGUGGCCGAGAUGGGUUCGAGGUGGCGUAUGAGCAAAUCGUGAGGUUCUCCAAGAACUUCUUGAAGGAGACUUUUGAAGUAGGACCUAAAGUGGAACAAUCUUCACAUUUCUUCUAG
Molecule: messenger RNA, 525 nt
Organism: Mollisia scopiformis
Lineage: Eukaryota; Fungi; Ascomycota; Leotiomycetes; Helotiales; Mollisiaceae
Product: LMWPc-domain-containing protein
Exons: 4
Coding region: 1-525 (174 amino acids)
Biological process (GO): protein dephosphorylation
Cellular component (GO): cytoplasm
Molecular function (GO): non-membrane spanning protein tyrosine phosphatase activity; acid phosphatase activity
Source: RefSeq, a predicted model, not a curated record